UCCCACCCAGUGUCAGACUGUGCGGAACUCUAUGCGGCAGGACAGACUACAAGCGGAGUCUACAACAUUAGACUUAAUUCCUCUAACGUGGAGGCCUACUGUGACAUGGAUACUGCAGGGGGAGGUUGGACCGUGAUCCAACGGCGGCAGGACGGGUCGGUUCCCUUCAACCGGACCUUGGAGGAGUACAAACACGGGUUUGGGAACAAGAACGGGGAAUACUGGCUUGGGAACGAGAACAUCCACCUCCUGACCAAUCAGAAGGCCUAUACCCUCAGGGUGGAUCUGCAGGAUUGGGACGGAGAAACCCGGUACGCAACGUAUGACAUCUUCAGGGUGUCCGGUGAGUCGGACCAGUACCGGCUGCGCAUUUCCGGGUAUUCAGGCACCGCGGGAGACUCCAUGGCGGGCGGCCAUACCCUCAACGGGGAGAGGUUCUCCACUGUGGACAGGGACAACGAUGCCAGCAGCUACCGCCACUGUUCUCAGCUGUACGGACAGGGCGGCUGGUGGUUUGGGGCCUGCGGCUACUCCUACCUCAACGGCCGUUACCUGCGCAACUGUGGGUACUCCUGUCCAUCCUGGCAAGGUGUGGUGUGGUGGCACUGGAGAGGCGUGCGUUACUCCCUUAAGUCUGUGUCUAUGAAGAUCAGGCCAUAA
This is a messenger RNA of Branchiostoma belcheri (Belcher's lancelet), 660 nucleotides long. RefSeq names its product fibrinogen-like protein 1. The transcript has 3 exons. Bases 106 to 660 code for a protein of 184 amino acids. NCBI's taxonomy places the organism in Eukaryota, Metazoa, Chordata, Leptocardii, Amphioxiformes, Branchiostomatidae. The record is from RefSeq and is a predicted model, not a curated record.